Messenger RNA from Xiphophorus couchianus (Monterrey platyfish), 5384 nucleotides. RefSeq names its product transient receptor potential cation channel, subfamily C, member 4a (gene trpc4a). The record is from RefSeq and is a predicted model, not a curated record. NCBI's taxonomy places the organism in Eukaryota, Metazoa, Chordata, Actinopteri, Cyprinodontiformes, Poeciliidae. Gene Ontology annotation, cellular component: plasma membrane; cation channel complex. Gene Ontology annotation, molecular function: store-operated calcium channel activity; protein binding; inositol 1,4,5 trisphosphate binding. Gene Ontology annotation, biological process: calcium ion transmembrane transport; regulation of cytosolic calcium ion concentration.
UCAAUGCGUCUCCAAGUGCGCACGACCCGUCUGCAGCAGCGCUCGCUCUACAGACCGCCUGCCAGGCAUCUGGAAACUCUGCGUUCAUUUCUGGAACCACCGCUUUCCACUCAGUCACCCCCCAACAGGUGGAUUAAGUCGAAUCGGACAUGGGCAUUGGUGGAAAUUAACCCCAGGGGGUAAAGUGGAGGUGUUGCAGAACUAGGUCUGUUCUACCCUGGAAAUUCGUGAACUCGUGUUUUUUUUAAAUUCUUUCUUUCUUUUUCUCUUUAUACCGGGAUUUUUUUUCUUCUUGUUGUUUUGCGCGGUGAGAUGAUGCGGUGUUUUGACGCGCAUUAAGACCGAGUGGAAAUGAAAACGCACGGAAUCAGGAUGUAUUCAGAAGUGCGGCGAAGUGACAAAAAAACAACAGUGGAGGGUGCAGACUGAAGCAGAUUAACAGAAUAAAGACAAACUGGCUUCUGAGGACACUAACAUAUCAUCAAGGAGGCGCUUCUCAUAAAUCCGUCGCACAUCUGCUCUGAAUUUGAGAAGUUGAGAUAGACAUUUUUUUAUGCUGCUCUCCAAAGGAAGCAACCUUGAUCUUCGUGGACGAUGUUCAACAGCCCAAAGUGUGAAGUCCCUCAGCCUGGCAGCAGCUGUAGCAGUGUUAGUAGGGUGCCAGUAAGCUGAAUCCUUGGGAGAUGUCACAGCUGUAUUACCGGAGGACUGACAGCUCUUCAUACCGGGACCGCAUCCCGUUACGAAUUGUGCGGGCUGAGUCGGAGCUGUCGCCUUUAGAAAAAGCCUACCUCGGAGCUGUGGAGAAGGGAGACUACGCCAGUGUCAAACAAGCCCUGGAGGAGGCAGAGAUCUACUUUAAGAUCAACAUCAACUGCAUCGAUCCCCUUGGCCGCACGGCUCUGCUCAUUGCCAUUGAGAAUGAGAAUUUGGAAAUCAUUGAGCUUUUGCUGAGCUUCAGUGUCUACGUUGGUGAUGCCCUGCUUCACGCUAUCCGCAAGGAAGUGGUGGGAGCCGUGGAGCUGCUGCUGAAUCAUAAGAAGUCAAGUGGAGGCAUGCAGGUUCCCCCUAUCUUAUUGGACAAGCAGUUUUCUGACUUCACCCCUGACAUCACUCCCAUCAUUCUUGCUGCACACACCAAUAACUAUGAAAUUAUCAAGCUUCUGGUGCAGAAAGGCGUGUCUAUGCCACAGCCACAUGAGGUGCGCUGCAACUGUGUGGAGUGUGUGUCUAGUUCAGAUGUGGACAGCCUCCGGCACUCUCGGUCUCGUCUCAACAUCUACAAAGCGCUUUCGAGUCCCUCUCUAAUUGCCCUCUCCAGCGAAGAUCCCUUUCUCACUGCAUUCAGGCUCAGCUGGGAGCUGCAGGAGCUCAGCAAGGUGGAGAAUGAGUUCAAAUCUGAGUAUGAGGAGCUGUCUCAGCAGUGUAAACAGUUUGCUAAAGACCUCCUGGACCAAACAAGGAGCUCCAGAGAGCUGGAAAUGAUCCUGAACUAUAGAGACGAUGCCAACUUACUGGAAGAGGAAGGCAAUAAUGACCUUGCAAGACUCAAACUAGCAAUCAAGUACCAUCAAAAAGAGUUUGUGGCUCAGCCAAACUGUCAGCAGCUCCUGGCCUCGAGGUGGUACGAUGAGUUUCCUGGGUGGAGGCGGCGCCAGUGGGCAGGAAAAUUUAUCACCUGUGUCUUUAUUGGCCUCCUCUAUCCUGUUUUUGCCCUUUGUUACCUCAUCGUACCCAAGAGUCGCUAUGGCCUCUUCAUCCGCAAGCCCUUCAUCAAGUUUAUCUGCCACACUGCAUCGUACCUGACCUUUCUGUUCCUGCUGCUGCUUGCCUCCCAGCAUAUUGUCACCACAGAACAAGACAGGCAAGACCGACAGGGCCCUCCACCGACCACUGUAGAGUGGAUGAUACUACCAUGGGUGCUGGGAUUUAUUUGGGCAGAGAUUAAACAAAUGUGGGACGGUGGUUUCCAGGACUACGUCCAUGACUGGUGGAACUUGAUGGACUUUGUCAUGAACUCUCUUUACCUGGCCACUAUAUCCCUCAAGAUUGUAGCCUACACCAAGUACAGUGGUACUAAACCCAGGAACCAGUGGGAAAUGUGGCACCCAACUUUAGUAGCUGAGGCAGUGUUUGCCAUUGCAAACAUAUUCAGUUCCCUGCGCCUCAUCUCCCUCUUCACCGCUAAUUCCCAUCUGGGGCCUCUGCAGAUCUCACUCGGCCGAAUGCUACUGGAUAUUCUGAAGUUCCUUUUUAUUUACUGUCUGGUUCUCCUGGCCUUCGCUAAUGGGCUUAACCAGCUGUACUUUUACUAUGAGACAAAAGCUUCAGAAGAGAAAGGAAAAUGCAAAGGGAUCCGCUGUGUAGAGCAGAACAAUGCUUUCUCCACGUUGUUUGAGACCCUACAAUCCCUUUUCUGGUCUAUCUUUGGACUAAUCAGCCUCUACGUAACUAAUGUGGAUCCAGACCACCAAUUUACUGAAUUUGUUGGUGCCACCAUGUUUGGGACAUACAACAUAAUUUCCCUGGUGGUGCUCCUCAACAUGCUGAUAGCCAUGAUGAAUAACUCUUACCAGCACAUUGCUGACCAUGCAGACAUUGAGUGGAAGUUCGCAAGAACAAAGUUGUGGAUGAGUUACUUUGAGGAGGGCGCCACGGUGCCUGCCCCUUUCAACAUUAUUCCAAGCCCCAAAACAUUCUGGUACCUCAUGUGUUGGCUCAAGAGACAAGUGUGUAAGAGGACUCGGUCCAAGAGAACCAAAAGCUUUGGAACUCUUGGAAGACGGGCUGCGGAAAACGUGAGGAUAAACCAUCAAUAUCAGGAGGUAUUGAGGAACCUGGUAAAACGUUAUGUGGCUGCAAUGAUCAGAGAUGCUAAGACAGAAGAGGGCCUGACUGAAGACAACUUCAAGGAGUUGAAACAAGAUAUUUCCAGCUUCCGCUAUGAGGUGAUGGGCAUGAUGAAGAUGGGAAAGCCUGCUCUACAGGGCGCGAUGGCCAGUUCCAGUUCAGUGGAAUCCAGUCUUGCUUAUCCAAAUUCCUCGCUCAAAAUUUCCCCUGGCCUUCCAGCCAGCCAGGCAAAAAGCAAGCUCAACCGAUUCAAGAUCACUGCAUCCAUCCUCAAACAAACCAGCUCUCUUGCUUCACCCAGGCCUCCUGAAGCAUCCAACGGUCUUCCUAAUGGACUCUUGGCAUCAGAUGAGGGUUGCAGUGAACCAUCAAGCCAGUGGAGAAACUGCUCCAAAGAUAUUAGUGACUUUAGUUUGUUUCAAAAACGCCACUGGAGUGGUAAAGAAGUCCCAUCAGGGUCAGGCGAGGUUCUGAGAGAGAUGUACUCUCUGUCAGAGGAGGCAGGAGAGUCAGGGGGUUCAGACACAGAAGAGGAGAGUAAGGAGGAUACAGCUAAGGCUGAAGAAGAACUGCUGGUGAAUAAAUCGGAUGAAGACUUUCCAGAGAAUAAAAAAGAGCUAAACAUUAACAGAAGCCUUGAAUGUGAAGAUAAACAACCUGAAGAAGAAAAAAAAUCUAACUCCACAAGAAAGGAACCAUGAUAUAUGAAGAUGCAUGAAGUGCCCUGCAAAAACAUUCCUGUCCUAUAGAUUAUUUCAUGUUGCAGUCACAAACCAACACCCAAUAAUUGUGAAGUGAUUAGCAUUUGUAUUUAGGUUCCUUUUUCUCUAAUACCCCUAUAAAAAAAUUUAGUGGAAAUAGCUGUCUUCAGACAUCAGCAUACUACAAAGUGUGGCGAUAUUCAGAGAACUAGCUGAGAGGAGCUGAAAAGAUCCACAGACAAGGUGUGAGAAUAAUUUGAUAGGAUAGCUAUUUGUCAUGCAAUUUACAAAUCUGGCCUUUAAGGAAAAGCAACAGGAACAAAACCAUUAUUGAGAAAAAGUAAUAAAAACUCCUAUUUAAGGUUUUGUAACAAGUCAUGCAGGGGACCCAGUAAACAUGUAUAAGUUUCUUUGGCCAAAUUAAAUCAAAACUGAACAUGCAUCAAUGGUUUUAUCAUUGUUGUGGUAUACCAUAUAAAUGGUCAAAAAAGAAAUAGAUGUUUGUGGUUGCAACAUAAAAUGUAAAUAAAUAUCAGGGAGCAUGAAUAUUUUUGCAAGACACUUAUAACUACAGGCCACACUGUUCUGAAGACAAAAGGACUGACAAUCAGGACAGGUUUUGGAACAGGAAUGUUUGCCAUGACUUUUACAGAGUACGUUCUCCAGCUGUUGUUAAACUAAUGAUUAGUUUGAUUGUUGGGGAUUUGGAACAGCUUUUAGAUUAAGUGAUUUAGAUCAGCAGAGAAAAUGCAGCAAAGGUGACCGAGGAUUAACGAGCCCGAUAUGAUCGUUUCAUCUUAUCUCUUCCUCAAAGAUGAUCGAAAAAUAAUUAUUCCCCAAAACACACUAUUCCCUUUUAAUCAUCCUUUAUUUUCCUUAUUCUUAUCAGAAAUGUGUAUUUUGUUCAAACUAUCCUGUUAACCAUGUCCUUAAAUAAUCUCUCUACCUCUUUUCCUUUUAUCUCUACACUCCUUUACCUCCCUGGAUCCUUAUCUCACUAGAGCAAUAGAUGUGCUGUUUUCAACCUGACUUUCUGCCUUACACUGUCUGUUUCUGCACUUUACACAAUUUAAAACGACAUUCAGUCUUUCACAGAUGUGUCAAGCUCUCAUCAUGAACAGAUUCUGUCAGUGUUUUUCUAUGCAAAAACCUUGGAUUGUUAUUCAUGUCAUUCUGACGGGGAAUAUUCUCUUAUGUAGAACAUAAAAAAUGUGAACAGAGCCUAUGAGCUAUUUCAGACUACACACUUUCCAUGUCUCAUCUCUUUAACAGAGAAGUAACUUGUUGUUUUUGAUAGGAUAUCUUUCUAAGAUGUGCUGUUAGUUAAAAUAAAUGGAAACCAUUUAAAAGAAAUCAGAAUAAAUUCAAAAUAAAAAUGAACAUAUAAAUAUUCUGAUUUUGUGACUUCAGUUGUUUUUUAUGUAUGUGUGCAGUUUUUCUCUUUGAGAAAUCUAACUUUUGUUUUCCUUUAAAUUAUCUUUAUUAUCCAACUCCUGCUGUUUAAAUCAUCUUACACUUUAAAACUGCAUACAUGUGGCUAUGUUUUAAUGGCAAUUUGUGGCAAUUUGGCAUUUUAGCUUUAGGAUCAACGAAGACAGAAAUGACUUUGAGCAAAGUCUCUAAAAUUGGAUUUUAGCAAACUACAAGUCAUUGGCACAAUUGUGUUGCUAAUUUUUUUAGCGUGAUGAAAAAGCCAGCAGAAAUCCCAGGUUGCAGUCACUUUUAAUGUAGACAAUAAAAUACUUCAAGUGUGUGGAAUUCUGCAGAUUUCUGCCAUAAACUGUUUAUGUGUUUUUUUCUGUUGCUUUCUGUAAUAAAUUGUUACUUUAUUUA